Molecule: messenger RNA, 3339 nt
Organism: Talaromyces amestolkiae
Lineage: Eukaryota; Fungi; Ascomycota; Eurotiomycetes; Eurotiales; Trichocomaceae
Exons: 2
Coding region: 1-3339 (1112 amino acids)
Biological process (GO): rescue of stalled cytosolic ribosome; ribosome-associated ubiquitin-dependent protein catabolic process
Cellular component (GO): RQC complex
Molecular function (GO): ribosomal large subunit binding; tRNA binding
Source: RefSeq, a predicted model, not a curated record
AUGAAGCAGAGAUUCUCGUCAAUAGACGUCAAGAUAAUAUGUCAAGAGCUCAGCACUUCGAUCAUAGGCCUACGAGUCUCGAAUAUAUAUGACCUCUCAUCGCGCAUCUUCCUCUUCAAACUCGCCAAACCAGACCAUCGCAAACAACUCAUCAUCGACUCCGGUUUCCGCUGCCAUCUAACCGAAUACUCGCGAACGACCGCAAGCACACCCUCCGGCUUUGUGAGCCGGCUACGCAAAUGUCUCAAGACGAGACGCGUCACUGCUGUGAAACAGCUGGGUACCGACAGAGUGAUUGACAUUGUUUUCAGUGAUGGACUGUUCCAUAUCUAUCUCGAAUUCUUUGCGGGUGGAAAUAUUAUUCUGACGGAUGCGGAGAAUAAGAUUCUGGCGCUGUUUCGUACCGUUGCGGCCGCGGGCGAACAAGAUGAGGUCAAGAUUGGGUUGACGUAUGCCGUUGAAAAGGCUCAGUAUUACCAUGGAAUACCGCCAUUGUCAGAAGAGAGGUUGAGAACGACGAUUCAGAAAGUGGCGGACGCGAAUCAACAAACAGCAGGAAAUGCGCAGAAGAAGUCCAAGAAAAAAGUUGAUGUCUUUCGAAAGGCCGUUUCGAGUGGAUUCCCAGAAUUCCCACCUCUCCUUUUGGAAGAUGCUUUUGCUGCUACGGGGUUCGACUCGAGUGUCACGUUGAAAGAAGUCCUAGAAAAUGAAAGCACUUUUCAAAAGGCCAUGGAGGUUCUCCGAGAAGCCGAAAGAAUCAUCGCCGGGUUGACUGAUGGGGAAAAGAAGGGCUAUAUUGUGGCGAAAGAACGAGCCAAAAAGGAAGAUCAACCGGAUGACUCUGCGUCAAAGGAGAAUUUACUGUUUGAUGAUUUCCAUCCGUUCCGGCCGAGGCAGUUUGAGGGGAAACCUGGUUACCACAUCCUCGAAUAUGAUAGUUUUAAUAAAACGGUCGACGAAUACUUCUCCUCGAUCGAAUCACAGAAACUCGAAUCUCGAUUGGCCGAACACGAAGAAACUGCAAAAAGGAAGCUCGAAGCAGCUAGGGCUGAUCACCAGAACCGAGCUGGCGCAUUGAAACAGGCUCAGGAAUUGCAUAUUCGCAAAGCAGAAGCCAUCCAGGCCAACAUAUACCGUGUGCAGGAAGCUACAGAUGCAGUCAAUGGACUUAUUGCGCAGGGAAUGGAUUGGGUAGAAAUCGCUAGGUUGAUAGAAAUGGAGCAGCAACGGAACAAUCCGGUUGCUCAGACUAUCAAACUGCCUUUGAAGCUUCAUGAGAAUACCAUCACACUACUAUUGAGUGAAGAGAACGCAGAGGUAGAUGAAGAGCAAGAAGAAUUUUCAGAGUCGGAGCCAGAAGUAUCGGACGACAGCGGCUCCGAGGAAGAAAUCGAAAAAGACGAUAAACCGGCACGAAAGGMUGCCGCGCCUCUGACUAUUGAUGUUGACCUGAGCUUAUCGCCAUGGUCGAAUGCAACUCAGUAUUACGAACAGAAGAAAACUGCCGCUGUAAAAGAGCAAAAGACAAUCCAGUCCUCCGAAAAAGCACUUAAAAGUCAGGAGAAGAAAGUGACAGAAGACCUGAAGAAGCACCUUAAACAGGAAAAGCAGGUGCUGCGACCGUCAAGGAAACCAUUCUGGUUUGAGAAAUACCUUUAUUUCAUAUCAUCUGAAGGCUACCUCGUUCUCGGUGGCCGUGACUCACAUCAAACAGAGAUGCUGUAUCAACGGUAUCUGAAAAAGGGCGAUAUAUUUGUGCACGCCGAUCUUGAUGGAGCUACGCCUAUGAUCGUGAAGAAUAAAGAAGGCACACCUGAUGCCCCUAUCCCACCUGGCACGUUGACUCAAGCUGGUAGUAUCUCGGUUGCUACGUCAAAGGCCUGGGAGACAAAGGCUCUGAUGCCCUCGUGGUGGGUGCAAGCGCAUCAGGUAUCGCGGACAAAUGAGAGGGGGGAGCUUUUGGCUAAUGGAGCUUUUAUGGUCAAGGGUGAAAAGAAUUACUUGGCCCCUGGUCAACCGAUAUUGGGAUUUGCUGUUUUGUUUCAAAUCAGCAAAGAGAGUGUGCAGAAUCAUCGGAAACAUCGUAUAGAAGAACCGGCAGAAGCAGAGCCAACGGGAACAUUCGUGGCAAAGGAGGAAGAAAACCCAAAUUUGCAGGAUCCCGCUGAGGACGUUCAGGAAGCAGUCAAAGAGGAAGUUCCAGAGGUUCCUGAAGACACAAUUGAACAGGCAGAGACGAACGCACAGGUUGAGGAAGAAGAUUCGUCCUCCGAAAGCGAGAAAGAAGCAGAAGAUGAGAAGCCGAAAUCAAAUCCACUUCAGUCCUUUACCGAAAGCGGAGAUAAAUCAGAAGUAGAAGACGAGGCAGAUGCAAAUGAUGAAGAUGAUAUCGACGACGAGAUCGAUGAAACAUCUACCAUUCAUCAAGAACAAAUCUCUAAACAAAAACCAAACGCGCCAACGUCCAAGCAGCAGCCACCACCACCAACAAAACAAAAAAUCACCCGCGGCAAAAAAGCCAAAGCCAAAAAAGCCGCCCAAAAAUACGCCCACCAAGACGAAGAAGAUCGCGAACUUGCCCUCCGACUCCUCGGCGUGAACCCCAAAGCCGCAAAAGCAGCCGAAUCAGCAGCCGAAGCCAAAGCGAAACGUGAAGCCGAGCUCGAAGCACAAAAAGCACGUCGUCGCGCACAACACGAACGAGCAUCUGAAGCAGAGCGGAAACGACAAGAACAAUUCCUCCAGAAACGGCGUGAAGGAGGAGAAGCAGGAGCUACAGGUGAAGACGAAGAAGCCUACAACGACGAAACCGCCCAACAGGAAGCGGAAGAUCUAUCCUGGCUUCCGGCUCUGGUCGGCACACCCCUGCCAGAAGACGAGGUCCUCGCUGCUAUCCCCGUAGCCGCACCCUGGCCGGUCGUAGCCCGGUUCAAAUACCGCGCCAAACUGCAAGCAGGGAAUAUCAAAAAGGGUAAAGCUAUCAAAGAGAUAUUGGGUCAUUGGAUCAUUGAAGCCGGAGGUGCUCCCGGCGCUGGAGCCACUGGUGCCAGUGGUGGCGCAGGCAACAAGAUCGCGAAGAAGAUUAUUKCGGAUGAUGUUGCGGAAGGAUUGGAUCGGGCUACGGCAGAAAGGAUGCGUGCCCGUGAAGCGGAUUUGUUGAAGGGGUGGCGGGAUGUGGAGGUUAUGAAUACUUUGCCUGUUGGGAAAGUGAGGAUUGUUUCUAGUGGUGUAGUUGGCGGUAUUGGUGGUGGUGGAAGUGGGAAAGGGGAUAAGGGAGGUGGAAAGGGAAAAGGUGGUGGAGGUGUACAGAAAGGAGGCAAAGGAGGGAAGAAGAAGUGA